This is a messenger RNA of Volvox carteri f. nagariensis, 1554 nucleotides long. RefSeq lists its product as uncharacterized. The record is from RefSeq and is a predicted model, not a curated record. NCBI's taxonomy places the organism in Eukaryota, Viridiplantae, Chlorophyta, Chlorophyceae, Chlamydomonadales, Volvocaceae. Bases 1 to 1554 code for a protein of 517 amino acids. The transcript has 6 exons.
AUGGCGCUUGUGCCGUGGAUCUGGAAUCUGGGUCUUACGGGCGCCGAGAUCUGGAUCUAUCACCGACUGGAUCUUAAUGACCCAGCAUUGACCGCCGCCGCCGCCGCGAUCGCCGCGUUUGAGCCGUACCCCUGCAACAGCUCCGUACGGCUGCAGCAGCUACUGCCCAACAAGGGCCGCGAGGCGGCAGUCUACCUGUCCCACAUUGUACGACAUUACGACAAUCUGCCGCAGGGGCUUGUGCUCAUUCACGACCAUGGGCCGGCUUCCCGCCACUCGCUAUGCGGGCCCUUCUUCCGGCGAGUGAGGGGGUACUAUUCCGGGAUCCGGGAGCAGCUGCUGGCGGCGGCGGCGCGGCGGCGGCGGCAGUCCCUAGCUAACGACGGCGACCACGACGACGACGUCGACGUUGUCGCCAAGGCUGGCAUUGUCCCUCAGUUAACAACAAUCGCCGGCGGCGGCGGCGGCGGGGGCGAUGGCGCCGCCCGCCACCGCUCCCUCGCGGCCAGCUCGCGUCAGCGCCGCCGCCACGGCGACGGGGGCGGCUCCGCCGCCGCCAGAGGCAACGGCUCCGCCGCUGCUGUACGGCAGGCGCUGAAGGCUUUUGCUGACCAAGUGGUCAGCCUUAGUAGCGGGUGUCAGGAGAACUGGCUUAAGGGCUGUUGCGCAGCGCUAGUCUGCGCGGAGGACCCAAUGGAUGAAGAGUGGGGUUCUGCCGCUACUAGUACGACAGCGGCGGCGGAAGCUGCGGCGGCGACGUUCCCCGAGCAGCGGCAGCUCCUGGAGCGUACGGCGUCAGCAUCCGCCGACGCGGCGGCAGCGGAUACCUCGUUGGGAGAUGCAUUCGGUCGGCCCGUUGGUAGUACGACAAGACGGCCGUACCAUAACCGUUGCCCGUUUAAAACGUCCAGGUGCUUGACAAACGCGUCUGCCGUCAGCGUCCCGCUGCGUGGCGGCGCCGCCAAAGGCACGAUACGCUGGCUGUACAUGCACGGAGCUGGCGGACUGUAUGACGUACGGUACGAGAACCAAGUCGUACUGUACGACAAAUCGGCCAUCUUCAGUUCUUUGGGGCUGAACAACGCGGGCUUUGGGCCUCUGUCACUUGUGCGGUACGCAGGCCCCGACGCCUCCGAGACGCUGCGCAUGCAGACCUCCUCCACCCGCGUCCUCGACUACCCGGCGGGGCAGGCUCAGAGGACCCCGCAGGAGACCUUCGCCCAGCUGGGGAAGAUACUCUCUGCGCAUGACUUCGCACAUCGCAAGGUGCUUGUGACGCUCGGCAACUUCAAGUCCUGCUGUGCCAGCAUGAUGCUGCGUCCCAAGCACAUACGGCGCUGGCCCAAGACGCUGUACGAGCAGAUGCUGUCGUACACAUUGGACGAUAAGAACACGUACCACGCAUCGCUGGCGGUGUCGCACCAUGGCUGGGCGAUGUGGUCGCCCGCUGACGUGGGACCUCAAGAGCUGUUGCGGUACUUCGAAGUGGAUUUGUUGCAGCUCAACGUGCGCGGAUGUCCGGGUUGGAGGGUUCUAGAAGAGGAGGUGGAGUAG